AUGGAGGCGAGCGGCAGCGUCCGUGUCUUUGACGGCACGACCGACUUCCGCGUGUGGCGGGCGCGGGUGGAGAACGAGCUGAUGCGGUACCAUCUGCUGGGUUACGUUAUGGUGCGUGGGUACGAUGGGAGUCAGGCGUUCGUGUACAAUGGGGAGGAAGUACCGCCCCGGACGCUGAUGAUUCAAGCGGAAAACGAGCAACUGCAGCAGCAAGAACAGCAACAGCAGCAAUUGCAGAUGGUGAAGGAAGAAGCGCCACGUGGGGACGCGGCGCCGGUCCCGCCACCGACAAAACUCAGUCGAUGGGACGUGCUUGGCGAAAGUGCCGAGGCCAAGAGCAUUCUCCAGCGCUGUCUGCAUCCGGACGUGGAAGGCGCGAUUCUGAACAAGAACAUCUACGACAGCUGGAAAAUGCUCUGUGCCUUGUAUGGCAAUCGGAGCAGUCACGGUGCUCAUGACGUGAACGAGAUGCAUCGAGUGCUGCAUCAUAUUCGAUUGGGCGACAAGAAGGGCGAGCCCGUGCGUGAGUUUGUCACACGGUGGGAGAUGCUCAUGCAGCAGUAUGCACUGGCGACAGGGAUUGAGCUCACGGACGGCUUCCGCUCGGUCUCGUUCGUGCAGACGCUGCCAAGUGCGUGGAGAGCUAUGGUCACAUCAUGGCGAGGUGUCCGACCUUUUGUGCCAUAUUCUGAACUUGUCGAGAAAGUCAUUGCAACGCGCGACAAGAUGCAAGCACAGAUGGAGACCGCAAGCGCGACGAACUCGUUACUGGCAAAACCGACUCGCGGGCCGACCGAUAGUUCACUCACGUUGCGAAUCGCACAGUCGCCGAGACAAUCAGUUGACAAGUCCGCUGCGGUUGAACCGGUCACUACGCCCGUCACCAGGGCACUACAAAAGACAGUAUACGAAUCAGGGGACGAUCGAAGAGCCAAGUCAGCGAGCGAGUUUUCUGAGAAUGCGAUUGAGAAGCCAGCUAAGCACUCUCGUGGAACAUCCGUAUCGGCAGAAAAAGCUGCAAGGCCCAGUAAGGCCGCUCCAUCGCCGACUGAGGCGACGAGCGGAGCAAGUGAUAACGUGGAACCUACUAGCGGUGGCACCUCGUCAGCGACAGUUUCAGGAAAGAGCAAGACGUUGAGUAGAACACGAUCGGCGGACAGCGUGAGGAAAGCGCCAGCCGAGCGGCCGACUGCAUCCCGAUCGUCUAAAUCUCAAAAGCCCGACAGCAGACAUGAGAAGAACGAUGGAUACGAGCCACGCGAGCGCUACGAGAAGUACGACUUAGCGCCAGGCUAUGACGAGUAUGAGUUCAACAGUCGCUAUGACAAGUACGUCUCCAAUAGUCGAUACGACAGGUCUCCACUGAAGUCUCGUAGUCGAUGCGAGAAGAAGUACGAGAGCUACGAUCGCUACGACGGCAAAAAUGGCUUCGUGUCGUGCUUCUACUGUCUCAAGUUGGGUCACCACAUGAAGCGGUGCUGGUACCUCGAAGCUGACAUUGAGAACGGCACGACGCACGAUCCGCACAAGAAGUUCUCGUGCGCGCUGACCCCCGAGAGGACGCGGUUCAUGGUCAACUGCCUCGAAGCUUACAUUGACGAAGUGAACCGAGAGCGCGCGAUCUACGAAAUGUCGGCGUCAAUGGCAGGGCCACGCAACCACGGCGGCGGCUACGAAUCCCGAGCCAUGGAGGGCAUGGGGCGUGAUUACCAUUCCCAGCACCACCAGCAUCACCACCACCACCAGCAGCAACAGCAGCAGCAACAACAUCAGCAGCAGGAGCAGGAAUCGGUACCGCCGCCUCCUCCCGGCCAGCCGCCAGCCAACGCGCUCCAUCAGCAGCAGCAGCAACAACAGCAGCAGCAGGAACCUUCUGGCGGGGCCGAACCGUCGGACUAUCGAAAGCGCUCGCAUAGCGAAACCUCGGACCGACGCAAGCGCUCGCGCAGUGCGUUCCACGCCAAGACGGACGGCAGCAGCGCGUCAUGUUCUCAAGACCCGUGUCCCGGUCCAUCGCACCGAUCAGGAGACACUGGAGUCGAAGCGCUCUCGCCCCGUAAACGCUCGCGGCCGCCCGGGAACUUCAAGUCGCUGUCCGCCUCGGACGACUGA
Molecule: messenger RNA, 2112 nt
Organism: Peronospora matthiolae
Lineage: Eukaryota; Oomycota; Peronosporomycetes; Peronosporales; Peronosporaceae
Source: the annotation of a GenBank genome assembly